AUGCACAUUCCCAAGCUUGCCCUUGUUUCUACCCUUCUCACCCAAGCUGCAGCCGAGUACCUCGACUGGCGCACCCACACCGUCCAUGGCGUCAACCUCGGCGGCUGGUUAUGUCAAGAAUCCACCAUCGACACCACCUGGUGGGCCGCCAACUCCCUCGGGGCCCCAGACGAAUGGGGACUCUGCGCGAACCAAGGCUCAAAAUGCGGUUCCAUUCUCGAACGACGAUACGCGACAUUCAUCACGCCCAAGGACAUCGACACUCUUCAUAGUGCGGGAAUCAACACCCUCCGUAUCCCCACGACCUACGCCGCCUGGCUCAAGGUCCCCGGAUCGCAGCUCUACACGGGCAACCAGCUUUCGUUCCUUCGCGAUAUCUCGACCUACGCGAUUACUAAGUACGGCAUGCACGUUAUCAUUGAUGUCCAUUCCCUUCCUGGUGGCGUGAACGGGAUGCCCUUCGGCGAGGCAGAGGGUCAUUAUGAUUGGUUUCAUAACGAGACGGCACUGAAGUACUCACUGGAAGUCAUCAACGAGGUGAUCAAGUUCGUGCAAACAUCUGAACAUCCAGAUGGAUACUCAAUCGCGCCGAUCAACGAGCCGGUCGAUAAUCCCGAUAUGUCCGCGUUUGGCACGCCGGCGGCAUUAUCAGACGAGGGAGCGACUUGGACAUUGCAGUAUAUCCAGUCCGUGAUCUCCAAGGUUGAGAAAGUCAACGCAAAGAUUCCUAUCGUCUUCCAAGGCAGCUUCCGUCCCGAGAGCUUCUGGUCUCCGAGUUUCAAAAACACCACGAACCUCGUCUUCGACGUCCACAACUACUACUUCGCCGGACGAGGAGCCACAGGAGCAAACAUCACCGAAUAUAUCUGCCAAGAUGCGAUCGCCUCAGCAGGAGACGGCAAGUUCCCGACGUUUGUAGGCGAGUGGUCGAUUGAGGCUGAGAAGGCAAAUACGUUGGCCGGACGUCAGAGGGCGCUGAAUACAGGGCUUUAUGCGUUCCAGGAACAGACGAGGGGGAGUGCGUUUUGGACAGCCAAGUUCUCGGGUAAUGCAACUGUUGAUGGGGAAGGGAGACAGGGUGAUUAUUGGAAUUAUAUGGCGUGGAUUGAGGGGGAUAUGAUUGAUCCGGAGGAGGGGAAGAAUGUUUGUUGA
Messenger RNA from Aspergillus melleus, 1152 nucleotides. RefSeq lists its product as uncharacterized. NCBI's taxonomy places the organism in Eukaryota, Fungi, Ascomycota, Eurotiomycetes, Eurotiales, Aspergillaceae. Gene Ontology annotation, cellular component: cell surface; extracellular region. Bases 1 to 1152 code for a protein of 383 amino acids. The record is from RefSeq and is a predicted model, not a curated record. Gene Ontology annotation, biological process: glucan catabolic process. Gene Ontology annotation, molecular function: glucan exo-1,3-beta-glucosidase activity. The transcript has a single exon.